Molecule: messenger RNA, 2829 nt
Organism: Cordyceps militaris CM01
Lineage: Eukaryota; Fungi; Ascomycota; Sordariomycetes; Hypocreales; Cordycipitaceae
Product: ATP-binding cassette transporter, putative
Exons: 6
Coding region: 1-2829 (942 amino acids)
Biological process (GO): transmembrane transport
Cellular component (GO): membrane
Molecular function (GO): ATP hydrolysis activity; ATP binding; ABC-type transporter activity
Source: RefSeq, a predicted model, not a curated record
AUGAUCCGGGGCGGGCUCGUCGUCGUCCUCUUUGACAAGCUCUUGCGCCUCGCCGAAGACCCGGCGAUGGAAACGCGCGCCAUGACGCUCAUGUUUAGCGACACCCAGAAGGUCAUGUCCGCGAUGAACUACUUCCAUGAGCUGUGGGCUGUGUCGUCUGCUGUUUGUCUCAGUCUUUCCAACAAGAUCAGCCGGCGGCAGCAAAAGUGGCUGGCAGCCGUCGAACAGAGACUGGCACGUACCAAGCGCAUGCUGUCGUCCCUCAAAGCAGUCAAAAUGCUGUCAGCGAGCGAUCGCAUGCACAGCUCCAUCACGGCUCUACGCCGAGCAGAACUUGCUGUGGCUUGGCCCUUCCGGAGGCUGCAAAUUAUCACCACUGCCAUCUCAUACAGCAGCAUAACCUUGUCGCCGCCACUUGUUUUCGGUGUGUACGUUGCCAUGACCUCUGGUAACCACGGCUUGGACGUUUCGAAACUCUUUUCCUCUCUCACUCUCAUUAGUUUACUAGCAAAUCCUGUGAUGCACCUUUGUCAAGCCAUUCCAGCACUCGGCGCGGCUCAUGGUUGCAUGGCACGAAUUCAGACAUUUUUGGAGCUUGAUGAGCACCGUGAUAGGAGGACUACAAUGUCUCCGUCAAAAGAUGCAGAUACACCGGAACAGGUUCUCCUGUCGCUUAAGAAUGUGUCCUUAGGAUGGCUGGCGGGAAAACCAAUCCUUCAUGACAUCAAUCUCGAUGUCAAGCGGGGGUCGCGAGUUGCUAUCCUGGGACGCAUUGGUGCUGGUAAGUCUCUUCUUCUUAAAGGGAUUUUAAGUGAAGUAGCCGAAAUUUCAGGCGAAAUCGCUUUGCGUGAAGACGUAACUUUGGCGUACUGUAGCCAAACUCCAUGGCUGGAGAACGCGUCGGCAGAAGAAAACUGGACUCGGCGCAGCCCAUCAAGAAGCCCUGCCUUACUCGGCAAAAUGAUUCAGGACUACGCAUUACAGAAUAUCCAGGAGCUUCACGAUUACAAAACGGGGACCAUCGGAAGCCAGGGCGUCAAACUCAGUGGUGGACAGCGACAGAGACUGAGCACAUUGCCAACAUGGCCGACAAUCUACGAAAUAGACUCGGCGGGCAUCAUGACGCGCCGGCCCAAGAGGGAGCUGCCCGCAGAGACCAUGGCAGCGGACGAGGACUCGACGCCCGAGGUCAAGGAAGAAGCGUCCACCUCUGAAACAUGCCAGGCUUCGUCCCCGAACUCCGCCACCAUCACGAUACCUGAACCGCCGCUCAAAUACAUGGAUGUCUACAAAACCUACCUGCACUCCGUAGGGCUUGGCAACGCCGUCCUCUUCCUGCUUCUCGGUGGCCUAUAUGCUGUCGCCAUGAAGUUUCCAGACGUUUGGGUCCAGUGGUGGUCCAAUGACAGUUCAGCGGGCGGCGGCGGCCGCCACUCGACCGGGUACUGGAUCGGCGUCUAUGCUGUGUUGGAGUGCCUUCCGCUGCUGAUGCUUGGACUGUGGGAUUGGCACCUCUCUUACGUGGUCGUUCCCGUGGCGGGCAUGUCCCUUCACACUACGCUGCUCACCACCGUCCUCGACGCGCCCUUUGCCUACAUCAGCAGCGUCGACGCCGGCAGUAUUAUCAAUCGCUUUAACCAGGACCUUAUGUUUAUCGACUCGCAGCUCCCUAACGCCCUCUUUAAUACCGUCUCUGAGCUCUUCGUGGCCGUCAUACAGGUCGUCCUCGUCGCUGUCGCCAGCGCCCACGCACUCGCCGCCGUUCCCGCCGUAGCCACCGUCCUCUACGCUGUUCAACGCUUCUACCUACGUACGUCUAAGCAAUUACGGCUUCUCGACCUCGAGGCUAAGGCGGUACUACACAGCCUCGUCUCCGACGUGGCGGGCGGCGCCGGCCCGUCGACGCUCCGCGCUCACGGCUGGCAGGCUGACGUCCGCGCGCACUUCCUCGCCCGCCUCGACGCCUCUCAGGAGCCUAUCUACCUUCUAUUUUGCGUGCAGCGCUGGCUGCAGCUCGUCCUUAACCUGGUUGUUAUGGGGCUCGUCGUGCUCGUCGCCGGCGUUGCUGUGGCGCUUCGCCAAAGGGUCAACCCAGGCGCUGUCGGCGUCGCAUUUCUGAACGCUGCCACCUUAGGUGAGACGCUGACCCAGUUCAUCCUCGCGUACACGUCUUUGGAGACGUCUCUGAGUGCCAUUGCGAGAACAACCAUGUUUAGCGCGAGUACGCCGAGUGAGCGAGAUGACGACGAGAGGGGUGCAAAACCCUCGUCGUGGUGGCCGUCCGAGGGGAGCGUUCGGCUCGACAAUGUUUGGGCCCGUUAUCAGCUCCUUGCUAACUCUCAAGAUGCGUCUUGGAGCUUGCGAGGCAUCAGUGCUAAUAUACCAGCCGGGCAAAAGGUGAGUAUUUGCGGCCGCACGGGCUCAGGCAAGUCGACCUUCAUCCUAGCUCUGCUUCGCAUGGUUGAUGUUCCAAUCGGCACAGCCUACAUUGGUGGGCAAGACCAUUCGCAGCUUCCGCUCGCAGCCCUGCGGCGAGGCUAUUUAGUCGUCUCGCAGGAUCUCCUCGACGAUUCCACAAUUUUGCGUGACCAGAUUGACCCCGAUGGACAGUUUACAGACGAGCAGGUCCAAGAGGUGUUGACGGAAUGCGGCCUCCAAGAGGUCGUUGAGGCAAGUGGUGGGCUAAAGGCGAGCGCCGCCGCCGUUCAGCUUUCGAAUGGCGAGACACAAUUUCUAUCCCUCGCAAGAGUUCUCCUGUAUGGAUCUGCACGACAAGGCGGUAUACUUCUUCUCGACGAAGCCACAAGCAGGUGCGUCGUAAAGUCGUAG